GGCGGAGCAUCAUAAGUCAACUUGUGAAUCUAUGAGGCUUCGUCAGCUGUCGAGUGUCACUGUUCCAUCUCAACAUAACAUCUCGUUCAAAUAGCUUCAAAUAGCAAUUGUGCGUCACGUUAUUGAGCACGACUGUCAGCAUUCGUUGUAUUACUCUUCUAUCCUUGCGCUCUCGAUUCGUCCGCUUAUGUCACGAUGCCUUGUCGUCGGCCACAUCGUAAAAGCCGUUUAGGUUGCAGAACUUGCAAAUUGAAGAGGACCAAAUGUGACGAAAUCCAUCCUGUCUGUGGUGGCUGCAAGAAGUAUGGCUUGCAAUGCGACUUCAGCAUACCGACAAAUAAUAAAAGCCCUGGAUCUUUGCCUCAGUCGUUGUCGCCAGUUAGAAUUCCUUCGUUGGAGAGAACUGCCUCUCAUGAUACGAGUUUAAACUCAAGAGGAUGGUCUCAAAGUCAUGAUCUAGGCGGGUCGAAUCCAUCUUCAACUCCAGCCUCUGAAAAUACACGCGAAGCUGGAGAUUCAAAACCAAGCAAUCUUUGGGCGAUGACUAUGAACACCCCCCAAGAUCGGUUACUCGAGCUUCGGCUCAUGCAUCACUUCACAACUAUGAUUUCCAGCACGAUAUUCCGCCUGAUCGGAAACGACAAUCAUCCACAAGCCAUGAAAAAAGACUUCUUCGCAAGAUGGAUCACAGGUCUCGCUAUGUCUAAUCCGGAUUUGAUGGAUGCGCUACUUGGAUUCUCAGCCUUCAACCUAAGGAAGCUACAAGGCGGAACUGAUAGACAGCUCUCUAUUGCUUCGCACGAUUACAUGACAUCAGCAAUCAAGGCUCAUUCCCAGCAACUCCAAAAGGGUAUCAACGAUGAGAAUGCUGAUAUAUUGUUUGCUGGGAGCUCGCUGAUUGCCUUUGUUGCUGUUAGCAGUCAUGAAUAUCUGUUUCCCGGAGAGUAUGCAUCACUUCCCAUGCACUGGUUCCGACCAUGGCUGGGGGUACGAUCUAUUGUCAGGUCAUCAUUGGAUCUCAUACGUUCGGAAGAAAUUCUAAUGCUCCUUGAAGCUGAACGCCAAGCUUUCCUCGACGAUUUCUCUACAGCUUUGGAAAACUCGAAGCGAUAUGAUUUUCUUCUUGAAGGCCUGGACAAAAGUUCUCUGGACCAAGAAACAUUGGAAGCGUACGUGCAGAGUAUCUACUGGCUAUCGCUGAUCGAGGACAAUCCGAAUAAAGAGUAUUGUUUUAAGUUCACGGCCAAGGUUCCUCCGAGAUUUGUUGAGAUGUUGUUAGACCACGAUCCCAGGACUUUGACCAUAGUGGGCUAUUUUUUCAUGAUUGUACAGCAAAGCCAGCAGGUGUGGUGGCUACCUCGAACCACAGGCAGGGAAUUCAGAGCUCUGAUGAGACUUCUACCAGAGGAAUGGAAGCCGAGAAUGGCCCGGGCUGUCGAAGUGUUCGAAGGUUGCGAUGCGUGAAAGUCCCAGAUCUGGGCUUACUGUGAACUACAGCAGACCAUGACGGGUUGGCCUUUCCCGUUCGACAUUCUGGAUGCCAACACGGAAGGCCGAGGGUCAGAUCGUUGCGUUAAAUAAGCUGGGACAUAGCAGAAG
Messenger RNA from Mollisia scopiformis, 1599 nucleotides. RefSeq lists its product as uncharacterized. The transcript has 2 exons. Gene Ontology annotation, molecular function: DNA-binding transcription factor activity, RNA polymerase II-specific; zinc ion binding. The record is from RefSeq and is a predicted model, not a curated record. Gene Ontology annotation, biological process: regulation of transcription by RNA polymerase II. The coding region runs from base 196 to 1464 and encodes 422 amino acids. Lineage: Eukaryota; Fungi; Ascomycota; Leotiomycetes; Helotiales; Mollisiaceae.